Messenger RNA from Podarcis lilfordi (Lilford's wall lizard), 10961 nucleotides. The record is from the annotation of a GenBank genome assembly. NCBI's taxonomy places the organism in Eukaryota, Metazoa, Chordata, Lepidosauria, Squamata, Lacertidae.
AUGGGCUGCGGCGGGAGCCGAGCCGAUGCCAUCGAGCCGCGCUACUACGAGAGCUGGACGAGGGAGACCGAGUCCACUUGGCUGACCAACACAGACGCCGAGCCCCAGCAGCCGCUUCCCGCCGCCGCCGCCACCGGCCCGGAGGGCGGCCACGCCGAGGCUGGCCCGAGGGAACCCGGUGAGUAGAGCUCGGGGCUGUGGUGGCGGGAAACGCGAGCCAGGCAGCCCGGGCCCUUCCCGCCUCCUCGCUCUGUCCUCCGCCUCGCUACCUUCUGGGCUCUUCUCCACAGCCCAAGGUUUGGCCGGAGGAAGCCGAGAGGUGGGCCAGCGAACAGGUGGCGAACACCUCACCUCCCUGUUGGGACAUAUUUCAGAGAAGUGGCUUUGCAUUUCAAGUUCUGUCGUCUGAGCUGCGCUCAUGGGUUUAUUCCUGCAGCCCUUGCUCCUCGUUCAGUGCGGUGGCUUGCAAUGCAACCCUAUAGGUCCUGCAUAUUCAGAAGAGAAGUGAAGACACAGUCACGGGUGGGGUUCUUUUUGGACCAUUAUGGUUCUUGCGACUUUCUAUUUUUAAGCAGGGAGAAGGGUUAAAACUUUUCCUCCCUGCAACGUAAAGAGGAUGCAUAGCAAUAUGCAGCUCUGCUUAACUUACAUCUUCGUGUAACUUAACCUUAUGCCAGUGUCGUGAUGCGUUUUUUGUUUUGUUUUAUUUGUUUUGUUUUUUUGGUCCAAGACUUGUCCGUAUUAUAUAGGAUGCUGCUGGUGUGACACUACAGAAAGAUCAGGGAGGGACCUUUUGUUGCUGUUGUAAGGAAAGGCUCUUCAAUAGUCAGCAAAAGGGAGUCGCUGCUGAAAAGAAACCUGGUACCAGUGCGCAACGAAGAUGGAUUGUAGCCUCAGUUCUAUAGAUCCUGUGCUUUACCAGUUUGUGCCAUGUAGUAAGUGGCACAAGGAUUGUGAGGCUUGUUGUGAACAAGGCUUCACAUAUUUGGAUGAUCAGGCUGUCGGAGCAACCUGUCUGAUCUAUGAAUAUUCGGAUUUAGGGUUGUGCUUUAGUCAAGCUAGCAGUUCAUAGUGUUGGAAUCAUGACUGAAUGUUAUAUAUUUCAAUUACAUGUUGCACAUUUUCAGUUGCAAACAUAGCAUCUUUGGUCUCUGUCCAUUUAAGAUGGAUGCUGCUGUGCUUGUGCUUACAAGGAUACAAGACAGUCCUAAUGCUUAGCCAGCAGCACCAUAUCAACUUAGCAACGUACAAGAACAUGAAAUACUGUAAUUAGAACACACUCGCCACAAUGCAGACGGUAGGACUUCUCCACCAGUUAUGGCACUGUGCCAAGUCAACUCUCCUAGCAGCUGCUUACUAAAAGCAUCAGCAGGAACGCCUUAGCAUCUCUGCAGGGUAGGUAGAACUCUUCUUGACCAUAACCAGUGAGAGCCUCACAAGUGGGGAAUAGAAGAUUUGCUCUGUUUUCAGAACUAAUGCUGCAGAUAAGAGGUUUGCAGUAUUAAGAGUUCAAAUGUUGUUCACUGAAAACAGCACCACUCGUUUCCUGUCAGCUAACACCAGGCAACAUUUUUAAUACAAUUCAAAAGAGAUAGGUGGCUGUCUGAAUCAUGAAAACAUUUGGGUAUUUAAGGGGACUGGACAUCUAGGGGCUUGCCCCCCUCCCCUUUGUCCCAUGUUUUGAAAGCAUGGAUCCGAGAGGCUUGCCACUUGUUCCGAAAGCACGAGUCUGAGCAGCUAUGCUUUUGUCCCACUGUUUCCCCCUGGAAACACACUCAGUAGCUCUAAAUUGGAACAAACGGUAAUCCAUGGAAAACGUGAUUGCUAUUUGUUCCAAUUCAGUGCUAAAUUAUGGGCUUCUCUGGGGGUGGGGGGAGCAGCUGGUGAAACAGAAGUGUAGAUGAGCCCUAAGAUGUCUUCUUUUUUACAUUGGCUUUGGAGAAUUGCCACUGAGAUGCUGCUGUGAGAUGGUUUGCUGUAGUUUUAAAGAAUGUUUUGUUUUAUUGCACCAGUAUAUUACUUUAUGAAGUUGAUGUUACCCUGGCUAAUAUAUUUGAUUAAGGGUUGGACAUAUAUUUUUUUAAAUAAAUAUAUGAUUAAUAAGAGAGCAAGAGUAAGGUUGGCAGAGUUGCAUUAGAGACUGGGAUGUGUGCAUUAAAGCCCUGUUGAAUUCCUCAUCAUUUCAUUACAUAGUAUUUAGUGAAAUGGGCUAUGUAUCCAAGGGGUAUUACUGUUAUUUAUUAAUUAACAUAGAUUUUGCUAUGUAUAAUGUUAUACAUGCUAUAAUAUUUGUCUUUAGAAGUAUGCCUUGUUGGUUUCAGAGCAACCCAGCAGCAAGCUCUCUGCCUAUCUUAGGGGUGUAUACACGGGUUUUAAAGUAGUUGAUUUUUCCCACCCCAGUCAAAUCACUGUGAAUGUGCACAUGAUAACUGGUCAGCCAUAUGACCAGUUUAGAGGUGUGCUUGUAAUAGAUUAUGUGGAUUUUUAUGCACAAUCCAUCAUGAACAUCCUGGUAGAAUUGCUUACCAUGCAGAUUUAAAACAGGGAGGAAAGCCCUCAAAGGAGUUUUGUGAAUUGACUCUUUGAAAUAACAUGCACUUAUGGUCACAUUCUGCUUAAUUUUGGCAUGGUGGCUGAGGGGGAGGGUAAUACCCAAAUGCUAUUACAUUCCUCCAUAAACUGAGAAAAUAUCAUUUGCUGUUGCUAUCUAGGACUAAGCUACAAUUACCUAGGACAUCAGUCUUUGGCUCUUCCUAUGGGUUUACUUUUAUUUUUUGAAAUGCAGGCGUAGGGAACAAUCAGUUUGCUUAUAGCAGCAGAGCUUCCCCUUAUGCCAUUUCUUUAACUGAAAUCAUAGUGCCGCUGCAAGCAAAUCCAGCCCCCACCUACAUUUCAGUCAUGUGUAACAUGUAGUUUGACAUUAACAGAACUCUUCUUUAACCUAGCCCUCAGAAUGAAUCCAUGGGUUAUAACCAAUGCUAGUCCUACUCAGAGCAGCCCACUGAAAUUAAUGAACCUCAGUUAGUCAUAUCUAUAAUCUCCAGUGGGUCUACUCUGAGUCUAUUCUACUAGCACUGAGCAGGACUAGCAUUGAUUACAACCUCAAAUUUUGUUUUCUCAAUUUUGCCUUCUGAUUUUUGUAGCCUGUGUAUGAACCACCUAUACAUUUUUAAUAUAUUUGAGUUUGGUUAUAUUUGUUAUUGUCUUUGAGUAAGCAAUGGUUAAGAUUUAGCAGAAGUUAACUGCUUGCAAGUCUUAUUGUGUUAAGUAGGAGACAGUUUAACCAUUCAGCUGAAAUCAAAGGGACAUAAACAUUUAUUUAUUUUUCUUAGACAUUUGUAUACUGCUUAAUUACUUGUAUUUCUAAGCAGUGUACAUAAAAAAGCAAUCCACACAAAAUGUGACAAUAAAAAAAAUUAUUACCGGUAUAAAGCCAAACACCUAAAUUUGGCUGGAUCUUAUCCAAUAUUAUAAUUCUCCACUCUUUUUUCCCCUUCUAUUCAUUUUUUCCUCCUCAUAUUCCCUUUUUAUCUUAAUUUUCAAACUGCAGCAGAGGGUGAUUUUUUCUACAGUAAACUGAAAAGAGCAAUAAUGGCUAUAAACAGAAGUUUGAAAUACAGAAACUGUAAGACCUUACCAUUAAGAUCAUAACAGAAUUUAAUGUACUCAGUAGUAAGCAACACACUUAAACCUGCCGUGGAACUUUUUACCUGUACCAAACAAUUGGUGAAGAAGAAAUAUCCAAAAACCGGUGUAGCAAUAUCAGUCAUCUAGGGUGGGUGGUAUAAAAAGGCAAAGCCUUUAAAAGACCAACAACGGUGCUAUACUUUUGUGAAUGGUCUCAAAAAAAGGGAAGGGAGGACAAUUUAGCAGUAGUUCAAGUUGCUCCUAAAAGCUUCCAUUGAAAGAGAAAAUGUAGCGUGAAAUCCUCCUUUCACAGACUAUUAAAACUAGAAAAAUUAUGUAUUGCUGUUUUAAAAGCAGUCUUGUCACCCUAGUUGCUUCAUUAGCUUCAUCUAGAAAAGCAAUCAAUGCAAAACCAUUGAACUAAAAGGUUUUGCAUUAUCAGAAGUAUUAUUGACAGUUGGAUUAGUUUUCCAUAGGCCAGAGAUCUGCAAUCUCUAUAAUCACAACCUUUUUAGAGGGAGUUGCUUAGUUGUAUAGGAUCCAUUCCCCCCCCAAAAAAAAACCACUCUUCUGUUUUAAGGGUAUAUAUAUUUUUCUGUGUUGAAACAACCUUUUGUUAUGGUUAUGUAUUAUAGCUCCUCCCGUUGCUCGGUCCCUGCUCCUGCCAACCUAGCAGUUCGAAAGCACGUCAAAGUGGUACUGCUCUGGUGGUACUGCUCUGGCAGGAAGAUAAACGGUGUUUCCGUGUGCUGCUCUGGUUCGGCUUAGCUGCUGCUUAGUCAUGCUGGCCACAUGACCUGGAAGCUUUCUGCGGACAAACCAUAGCUGUCAACCUUCCCUUUUUUUGCGGGAAAUUCUCUUAUUCCAUCACCCUUUCCCGCUGCUUCCCGCUGCUAUCCUGGAUUGUUAGAUAUCCUGUAGACUGUCCCCGGGACAGGUGAGGCUGCUGAACCCUUAUUUUCAAAUCUGAAAGUUGACAGCUAUGGGACAAAUGCCGGCUCCCUUGCCCAGUAAAGCGAGAUGAGUGCUGCAACCCCAGAGUCGUCCGCGACUGGACCUAAUGGUCAGGGGUCCCUUUACCUUUAGUACUUCUAAUGCUGUUCCAAGUGCUAUGUGGGGAAAUAUGGUUUUAAAGAGUCACAGAUGCAUUUUGCAUUAUGCCCAUUAUAUUGUAAAUAGGCAAUGACACUUAUGCAUGCUCCAUUUUGGGAAAUAUUUACUUGCUCAUCUUCUGUUUUUAAGUGACGUGUGUGUGUGUGUGUGUGUGUGUGUGUGUGUGUGUUUGUGUCCUUCAAGGCUGUACAAUUUGCCUGCUGUGCUACCACAGUACUGGAGCGUUUAUCCAGGAGUUUGUCAUGCUGUUACUUAAACUUAGGCAGAUGUACUACCCCAAUCACCUGUCCCUAUUACCUGUUAAGGAAUGUCUACUAGAUCAUUUAUUUCAUUUAUAUUCCAUCUUUUCUCCAAGGAGCUCAAGACUGCAUACAACAUGUUUCUCCCUCUCCUCAUUUAAUCCCCAAAACAACUCUGCAAAGUAGGUUAGGCUGAGUGGCACUGACUGACCCAAGGUCACCUAGUGAGCUUCAUGACCGAGUAGAGAUUUGAACCCUGGUCUCCUAGAUCAUAGUCUGACACUCUAAUCACUACACUUGCUCCAAUGCUUGCUAGUGGAAGCACUUGCCGUUUGAAGAACUAAUAUAUAUCUACCUACAUACAUAAGGAAUCUAAACCACCACCAUCAUUGUUUUACUUGACUGCUGUUUUGCCAAAAUCCUAUAACUAGAUGUCAGCUUCAUAUUACUAUAUAUUUGGAGAUGAAUGUAGAUAACUUCUCCAGUGUAGUACUGUACUUGCAAGUAAACAUGUCUCUUACAUGCACUUUAAGUUAAUAAGAUGUGCAUGGAUUCAUCAUGCAAUUUAAAGAACCCAUUACAUUGGAUUUGCAUUGUGUCCAACACUUGUCCAUCUCCAUGUAUCUUCUUCUUCAUCUUCUUCUUCUUUGAAUUUGUUAGUUGCUUUAUCUUGCCAAGGCUAACCCAAAGCAACAUACAACCAACCAGAUCAACAACCCCCCGCCCCACAUAGAUACAUGCAUGGAGAGCCACCACAGACUUUGGGUUUUGUGUGUUCCUAGCCUUUUAUCCCACUUCUAGCACCAGCUCAAGUGCUAUGAGAGGAUGCUGAAGAUUCUCCUUCCCCACCCUUUCCCUGUUUCCUAUGAGUAGUCAUAUAUGAGCUCUAUCUCUUGUGAAAAACAUUUUCUCAGAUUACGGUAUGUAACAUUCAGGUAGAUUUGUGGGGUUGGGGCAGAACAUAGUCUUCUCGUGAAGCUGAUAUGCAAGUCUCUGUGACUCAGUCUGUUAUGGGCUACAGAAGCCAGAGUUGGUAGCUUAGCAUCUGCCCAAAACUAACAGCACCCCACCAUUACUAGGUCAUAUCAUUUGACACUUGUCUUAAUACUAAUUCACUUGGCCUAGCCCUCUAAGCCACAUGUGCAAGGACUAUCUGCACUGGAGCAUUCUGUGUUCUUGCUUUCGACUAGAUAACACCAUAAAUGAAACUGCUAGAAUUUUUUCCUUCUUCCCUGCAUUGCAGGUAGGCAGGGGACAACCAUGGACUGAGCAUGGAAAUAAUAUCUAGAUUGAUGGCAGUCUGUAUUUUUGCACAACUUCUUUCUCCAAAUCUAAGACCGCCAGCUACCAAAUAUGUGUUUGAUGCUUACUGAGAGUAAAAUAUAAUAUUGUUUAUGUGGAUGCCACAAGCAUGUUACUCUUUUCUACAGUAGUCCCCAAGUGACGCCACUAGUACUAAGCAACUCUCCGCCCACAACUUUUAUACCUAGACUCAAAAUAUAAGGAACCCCCCUUCCCUCCACACACACACACACACACACACACACACACACACACACACACUUCUUCCAUCACCAGCUCCCUCAUGAAAGCUUUGAGGGCAGGAAGGUGAGUCUUGGCAAAUGGAAGGAGCCAUCCUUUAAUGACAAACCCAAUUUCUCUCUCCCAUGAAACUGGCAUAAGGUGAUAUAUACAGUGGUACCUCUUGUUACAUACGCUUCAGGUUACAUACACUUCAGGUUACAGACUCCACUAACCCAGAAAUAGUACCUCGGGUUAAGAACUUUGCUUCAGGAUGAGAACAGAAAUCGUGCAGCGGCAGCUGGAGGCCCCAUUAGCUAAAGUGGUGCUUCAGGUUAAGAACAGUUUCAGGUUAAGAACGGACCUCCGGAACGAAUUAAGUACUUAACCUGAGGUACCACUGUAAAUCAAAUUAAAAAUAACAGAAGCAUCCACUAUGCAUCCCAGCUAUGCAUUUUGCCUUCCAUCUCCAUGUUGCCACACAGCCUACCCAUCACUGCUUUAUUUUAGUAUGGCAACAGUGGUGUAGCACAGUCUAUAUGGCAAGCUCAUGCAGGCGAAUGGCUGACCCCAUACAGCAUUAUUCACUUGGAUGCAGUUCUAAGCAGCAUCUGUGCAACUCACUUGUGUGAAGCCUCAAACCUCUUGCACAGAUGAUCAAAAAGCAUGAAAGGAACGUGCUGUUACUUCAAGACUAUUUGUUCUUGAACAGAUAAAUAUGAAUGCAUACAUAAUUUUUACAUGUUAUUUUUGGUACUUUCCUCCUUUUUUGUUCUUUCCCCUGCAGUUUCUUGGAGUGCAUUCUUCCAUAAAGCUUGAAUAUUGCUUCAUUCAUAUGAUUUGACGCUUAAAGAAUACUUCAUUAGCCCUCUAGAUGCUCCUGUGUGGGAGGAGUAUCCUGUAAUCUUGUGUUGACUUUUAGCACCAGAAAUGGGACUGAACCAGUUGUUUUCCUUUCCCUGCAUUGCAGAUAUGCAGAGGACAAGCAAGGAUCUGCUUUGAUAAAGAGUCUUUCAUCAUAAACAUUUUUUUAGGAGGUCUCCAAAAAGGAUCACAGGCUUCCCGUGCAGUCUUCUUGCUCUAGUUAUUUGCAUGUAGGUGGCAAUGUGCACCCUUACAAAUGCUAUUUAGUUGGUAAUAUAGCACUUGCAAGAAUGGUGAUGUUGAAAUUAACUUGAGACAGCCCUUUAAUAUUCCUUUUUGUGGAGGACUUGGGUAUGUCUGUGCUGUGCACGCCCCCACUUACUCCCACUGACAACUACUGACAAAUUUGAUAUGUUCCGUCAGGGUAUCAAUGUUUAAAUGGAUACAUGUAAAAUAUUUAGGCUGCAUGUCGAAUCUAAUUGGAGUUCGCUCUGGAUGCAGUAUGUGUACAAAAUAGAAAUAUUGAUGCAAUGCCUGGUCUCAUGUGAGUUAAGACUUCAUUGAUUAUGAAACACAGUAUCACUUCCAAAUACCAAGCAGUGUUCCUUACCAUUCCCUAGUUUACAGCAUAGACUUAACUAGUGCUCUGCUUUAGGCAGAAAACCGAAAAAUUUUCUUGUUUCAGAGGGAGUCGCAUAAAGAGGUUGGCUGAAUAUAUUGAGCCAAUUGUGCCGUUAUCUCCUGUCUGCUUUUGCAGCUGCUCUCAGUCACCUGACACAAAGUAACAAUGCCUUCAAUUUUUCGUGAAGCAUAUAUGUAACCAAGAAUCGUGCAAACAAAAACCCCAGUGGUUAUACGUAUUUCCUUUUAUCGACAGCUUUGUUUGGUUCUGUAUGCGGGGCUUGAAGGAAAAGCUAUGAUUAACUGAUAAGAGCAUGUGAAAGGUUCAUUUUGUGGCAGAUAGACACAUAGAACUGAAGCAGCUGGCCCCAAAGUUCACAUAUAUUUCAUAUCAGUGGUAGCAUCGGUAAUCAUAAGGCUUGGUGGUUGGCCAGAAAACCUUGAGACAUGUGCAAAAUGUUCUGUAGGUGGUAUUGAUUGAUUGAUUGAUUGAUUGAUUGAAUUUACACUCUUCUGCCUUUCCUCCCCAAGGAGCUCAGGGAAGCAAACUGGCCAUCAGCCUCUUGCUGAUGCAGGACAUAUGCUGCCACAGCAUCCCUGAUACAGAAUCAUAGAGCUGGAAGACACAUCAAAUAUUGGCUUGAUCAGGAGUGGAAAACCUUCUUGGCCCAGAUGGCCAGAUCUUUCUCUCUCCCAAACCCUGUGGGCCAACUUGGGUGAGACGUGAGCGAGGCCACUGACCUGUCAAUCUGACAUCACAAUUACUUUAGAUGAGAGGUGGGCAGUUGACCCUUAGGGGUGAGGGGAGGAGUCUGAUUUGCCAGUGCAUUCCCCAUAGGACUUCAAUGGCACCAUGGUACCCACAGAGGCCAUGUUGGCAACCCCUUAUUUACCCAAACCAUCAAGGCUUACCACAGAAACUUUUAGAUGGCUCUGCUUGCUUUCUUUGACAGGUUGCACACAGUCAUGUUGUUUCACUGAGAAAGACGGGCCCUGGUAUAUUUUAUCUUUUGGAGAGAAAAAAACAGCUGGGUGAAAAGCUAGAGCAAACAGACGGGGAGGAAAACUGGCCCUUUCCCCCUGCCAAUUCCCCAGUGCCCACAGCUGUUUCACCCGAUAAAAAAGCAGGGGGAGGAAAUUAUGUAACUAUACAUAAUUUCUGCCCUCAGGAUGGCGAGAACGAUUUUAUAGCAAAAGUUCACAGAAAUAGAAGAGAGGCAGUAUGGGAUGUUCUGAGCCAUACAACGUAUUUUUCCACAUCAGUAUGGUUGCACAAAAGCAGGAAGUCAAACAGGACAUAAACUAUUAGCCAUGGUAUUCAACAGAUUACUAUUUAUAUUUAAAAAGGAAUAGAGCAGGAGAAGAAAAAAAUCAGUGUUCUAUUUUUGUUUUCAAAGACAUGUCUGCUUUGCUUAUGUCUCUCUGAAUAAUAAUUCAGGAUCUCGUGCUCCUAACUUCUGUUCAGUUUCUAAUUUGUUGGAGGUGGAUAGGAAUGUGCAAAUGUAAAAACCAUCUUUUGGUAAUUGGGCAUAUACAAACUCUUCACAAACAAUUCUGUGAAACUGACUAGUUUUGUUAAUAUCUCUUUAACUUGAAAAAUGUGUAAAACACCAGUAAAUGUUUUGACUUAACAAAAUGUGAUUUUGUGUGUUCUUAGGAAUUCUGGAGGACAGCAAAGCAACUCAGACUUGUACCGGAAAGUCCUCAGCUGCAAGUGGAAUAGGUAGUACUGAAAAGAGAGCUCACUGUGGUACACAAUGUACAAAACUGACAGUUCACCCCACGGGAACUUCAGCACACAAACAACAAAAUGGCUUUAGAACCACAGAGGUAGGUGCAGAACUACAUUCCGAGUGACUCCUUGUACACACUGGUAUCCUCUUGAAGCUGGGCUAAUCCUGUUUCUCCUCAGCUAAAGGCCUGUCACAGAGCUAUUAAGCCUGUGUCCUUUAUACUGAAGUCGUACCUUCUAGUGUUUCUUUUUUAAAGUCACAAUGAAUACAUUUCUCAUAUUGCAAGGCUCAUGACAAAGCAAUAACUAUUGGGAAUAACGGCAUGUGUUGAACCUGUUUUAAUUAAGGACAUAAAGAAGAAUCUACUGAAUAUAGUAAUACUGCUUUACUGUUAUUUUGAAGGCCAGUCAUGAGCUGCUUAAGUAAACAUUUAAGCAACAUUUAUCCUGUUGCCCACUGGAUGUUCCCGUUGCAUCUCUGAGCCUGCCAAGCAUCCAUAAAAUCCAACCAGAGUGUCUGUGAAGAAAAACUGGUGAUUAAUCCAAUUGAACAUGGUCUAGAUCUCAUGUUAGGAUCUAUUUUGCAGUAGCAAAGUAUUGGAGGGUGAUACAGUCUCAAGAUUAGCCCAGGGGCUGGAGGUUUCCCACCCCGCUUUACAUUUAUACUUCCUUUGAACACUAGUCAUUUUUUGUCCAUUUGAGGACAGUGUUCUAGUCCGUGUGGGUCUUUAUUAUCCUGACACAACAUGGUGUCAUCUACAAACUAGUCCAUGUUCCCUCUCAUCCCCGACUUCAGAUCCUUUAUAAACAAGUUAAAUAACACCAGUUAAACAGAGAUCACUUGUGAGUGGUAGGGAGGGCAUUCUUUGUGAUAACUUUCCAAUUACGGUACUUUACUUCCUAUUUGCUGAGUAAAAAUGCCACUGUGUCAACAAUUUGACUGGCAAUUACUACAAGAUCUGUUUGUGACUUCAGGAUAGAGAUAUUGCUAAGUUUUGCUUGUUGUUUUGAUUGGAAUAUUUUGUUAAUUUUUAUUUUACUCUUGUCUUUUCUCCUUGUUUAGGAAAUUUACUUCUAUGAAACAUCUUCUAAGCAUCUUGCAUUAAACUAAUUUACUGUACACUCUUUUUAAACAGGCUAAAUGGGACAACAAGAAAAACGUCACAAAAGAAGUCGCAAUUAACGCCACCAAAACAAUAAGACAAAUUAGUAACAGAAGAAUUACAAAGAACUGUGUCAAUUAA